CCAUCCCCAAAGCCCGGCCUGGCCUCAUUUUAUGGCCGCCCAGAUUGCUGGGUCCCGCCGGGAUGGACGGGCGGCCAGCCUGCUAUGAAUGGGGCAAGGCGUGCGUGGCAAUGGAACAGAGAUCAGCAACAGGGCUGUUUAUGUGUCCCACGGCGGCUCCCGAUCCGCGCUUGUCCCGUUCCUGAACACCAGCCAUCACAAGACCUCUUAUGCAACUUUUGCUGCAGAUAAUACGGGACGUGUGUGUGUGUGUCUUAAGUCAGGCAGUUGCCGACAAACCCAUGCCUACUCUGUCACGCAACGCUCGUCGGUAACCUUGCGGACCAAUCCGCGGCAAUCCCUCGACCGACGGAUAGCCCUCGUGCAUCAGGUGGUCCUGUUUGACUUGCAUGUUCCGUUCCUGGACAUGUACAUGCAUCCGAACUCCCGCUCACACAUGGACACACACACACACACACACCUUUACUCACAACCCCAGCCUCAUGCAGCGUCACGCUCACUUGCACAUGCGCAUGGGACAACACGCGCCACAUGCGCGGAGACGCUGCACACCUGAAAUUCUCAUCUGCGGAUUUACAUACAGAUGGGACACUGGCACUUACAGCAGCUUGCCACCGGGGUCCGGCAUAUUAUGCGCUUGCCGUCGUCAGGAGACGCAAAGUUCUCUCUAGUGGCUGCCGGUCAUGGGAUCCUUGCAGAGCGGGCCGUCCUUUUUUUGGCGAACAAGUCACUGAUACUUUCAAAGCAGCUAUCGAUGGGCUCGGCCAGGGU
Messenger RNA from Microdochium trichocladiopsis, 771 nucleotides. RefSeq lists its product as uncharacterized. NCBI's taxonomy places the organism in Eukaryota, Fungi, Ascomycota, Sordariomycetes, Xylariales, Microdochiaceae. The transcript has a single exon. The coding region runs from base 89 to 556 and encodes 155 amino acids. The record is from RefSeq and is a predicted model, not a curated record.